Arachis ipaensis is the source of this 2822-nucleotide messenger RNA. NCBI's taxonomy places the organism in Eukaryota, Viridiplantae, Streptophyta, Magnoliopsida, Fabales, Fabaceae. The record is from RefSeq and is a predicted model, not a curated record.
GAGAGAGAGAGAGAGAGAGAACAAAAAGAAGAAAGUGUGGUUGUUCGUAGCGUGGGUGGCUCUUUAAUUUGGGGGCGUGAGCAGCAGCAGCACCCAGUACACUCACUCCCUUAAACCUGUCACUCUUACUCUGUCACUGUCACAUUAAUCCCUCAGCACCACCCACUCUCUCUUUCUCUUUUUCUUUGCUCCCAAAUCCCCAUGACACUCAGACAUUCCAUUUUUCAUUGUCCUUUCUAAUUCUAUCCCACUUUCAUUAACCUAGUUUUCAAUACCCCAAUUUCUUUCUUUUUUUGUUCUUUGUCUCCCAUUAACCAGUAAUGUUGAGGAUCCCGGACAACAACAACACCAAUAGAAGGAACAACCUUGAAACUACCAGGAAUCGCAGAGACGACAAUGAAUCUUCCUUGUUCGGUGGCGUUCCCAAUAACACCUCGCCGCCAUUGAUGAACCUUCGCCCCGACCACGUUGCCGUCGGCUCACCUCUCACCAACAGAGCCCCUUUCACCACCACCAACAACAACAACGCCGCCGCCUCUCGUUUCUCGGCCGCAGACGGUGGCCCUGUCGGCAGUUCUCCUUAUCCAGCUCAGUAUCGCGGCGACCACUGUCUCUGGAUGGACACCGAUCAGGCGUCGGGAUUCCACGUGGCAAACACCACCUUCGGCGCCGACAAAUGGGUCGACGAUCUGGGAGGAGGAGGAGGAAACGCACUGGCCAACAACUUCUCAAGAAUGAGCAUCGUCGAAAACGGAACCACCAAAAGCAGAAGCCCAUACGACGUCGUGGAGGCUUACAGCAACAACAACAACGCAUGCUCCAUUGAUUCCAAUAACCUCCCUUUCUUCGAUGAAACAACACCGCCGCCAUUCUGCAACAACGCUGCUGGGGUUCCCGUAUCGGUGACCCCAGGUUUUGUUCCCAAAGGUUACGCUUUUGAAGCUUCUCCAAUGGCUCCGCAGCAUCAUGAUCACCAUGUGUACCAUCACCAUCAUCACAUCAUGGACCAGAGGAUGAUGAAACAGGCUACAAGUGAUAACAACCUUCAUCAGUUGCAGCAGAAGCCGCAGCAGCAGCCGCCGCCAACACCGGCUUUCGUAAACCCUUACGUUUGUGACCGUUUCGUUGGGUCUCAUCAGCAGCAUUUCGGCGUCGAGUGUGAACCUCCCAAUGGAUGGGGCGGCGGCGUCAAGAACCCCUUCAGAUUCUCUCAGAUAAUGCACCCUAGGCUCCCAGCGAAUGCGCCCAGGGAUAUGGCGGCAAUGGCAGUUGCUGCUGCCGCCGCCGCCGCUAACAGCGGUGAGUUUCCUCAGUGUAUUUCUCCGAUGAGAAAUGGUGGUGACCGUGCUGCCUUUAGAUGCGAUAACAGCGUCAUUAUCCAAGGAAGAGAAAUGGUAAAACCCUGCGUGGAAAGCACUGGUUACGGUGGUUCCGUAAGAGGUUUCAAGAAGGGUCACGGUCAAGGACAGGUUCCAUGCGAUGAGCUUCAUCAUCAUCAUCAUCAUCAUAAUAAUGGCCAAGGUGGUGGUGGUGGUGGUGGAAACAACAACAAUAACACCAACAACAACAAUGGCGGUUUCGUGAGGGAUCCAUCGUCGGUGCCAUUGAUGCUGGAUUUCUAUAACCUAGCUGAGGCGCAGGGUUACGUGUACAACAUGGCGAAGGACCAGAACGGUUGCAGGUUUUUGCAGAGGAUGGUUGAAGAAGGCACCUUUGAGGAUGUAAGGGUGGUUUUUGAAGGGAUCGUUGAGAAUGUUGUGGAGCUCAUGAUGGACCCUUUUGGUAACUACCUUGUUCAGAAGCUUCUAGAUGUUUGCAAUGAAGAUCAAAGGUUGCAAAUUGUUCUCAUGCUCACUAAAGAACAAGGCCAGCUUGUCCGAAUCUCCUUGAAUACCCACGGUACGCGCGUGGUGCAGAAGCUGAUUGAGACCCUCAACUCAGCGAAGCAAAUUUCAUUGGUGAAGGGUGCAAUUCAACCAGGUUUCCUUGACCUUAUUAAGGAUCUCAAUGGAAACCAUGUCAUACAACGUUGCCUGCAAUGUCUUAGCUGUCAAGAUAAUGAGUUUAUUUUUGAAGCUGGUGUAAAGUUUUGUGUUGACAUAGCUACUCAUCGACAUGGAUGCUGUGUACUACAACGUUGCAUUGAUUAUUCCGUUGGAAAACAUCGUGAGAGGCUGGUCGCAGAAAUUUGCAAGCAUGGUCUUCUCCUCGCUCAGGAUCCAUUUGGAAACUAUGUUGUUCAGUAUAUUAUAGAGAUAGAGAACCCAACUGCCUCAACGAAAUUGAUGUCUCAGCUGAAAGGGAAUUUUGUGAACCUGUCUACACAAAAAUUCAGCAGCCAUGUGGUUGAGAAAUGCCUCAAGCAUGUUGCAGAUAGCAGGUCCAGAAUUGUCCGUGAAUUGCUCUCUACACCCCACUUUGAGCAGUUAUUGCAAGACCCUUAUGCCAACUACGUCAUUCAAUCUGCUCUUGCAUAUACCAAGGGUGCACUUCAUGUAUCAUUGGUGGAAGCAGUUAGGCCUUACAAGAUCUUGCGCACUAGUCCAUACUGCAAGAGGAUAUUCUCUGGAAGCCUACUUAAGAAGUGAGCCAUGAUGAUGAUCAUGUUUACCUAUCUGCAGUGAUGACACAAUUAUAUGCUUUAGGUGAUUCAGGUCCAUCUUAUCUUGUCUUUGUAUUAUUCUUAUGUUGUCUUAUGUGUUGUCUGUGAUGUGUACGUAUGCUUCAUGCUAUGGUCUCUACUGUUGAAGCUGCUUCCUAGGAUCAUGUACAUUUUCUGGAUUUUCUCCUUUUGUUUCUGGAGACUAUGUUGUUUCGACUUU